GUCUUGAUUUCCUGCAAAACAACAAACAAGAGCUCGACCUGUCUUCGGAAAUCAUGUCUAUCAAGCACAGUUCGUUGUAUGUCGAAUGACAGCGCCUUUGACUUCAUGAAAGAGCCAAGAAAACAAAGAAGUGCCUCUGCUGAAUCACCAUGUCUGUAUGGAGUUCAAGAAAGACAAGUAAUCAGCAAAGAAGUGUAAUCCAUGUCCACCACUUCUGAAAGAGUUGCCACGCUGACAAGAUCAAAUGCUGGACUACAAGCAGUAUAAACAGAUUGUUUCUCAGAUGCCAAUCUUGCACAGUAAGAGACAUAGCAUGAAGAAGGUAACAUUCUCAAAGAUGCAGGAUGAUGUUGUACCUGGCAGAAAAAUGACUGCAAAGCACAUAUAGGUCCAUCAGUAGGACCAGGCUUAACUGCCUGCACUGCCAUCAAACCUGGUAGGAAAAAAAUGUUUAUUGUUGAUAGCUGUAAAUUAAGAGACAAAGCACAGCAGAAAAAACAUCAGAUAACUUUAAAGAAAUUCAUCUGAAAGUCAUAAAGAAAAUACAUCUGUGAACCCUGAAAAAAUGGCUGAGGCUGUAAGAUCAAAGAAACAGAAGAGUAAACAGAGUGGAAAAUCCCAGCACACAAGGAAGAAAUCAUCCAAAGAACUGGAUAAAGAAAUACAUUCAAGCUCUUCGGGUACCACUGUGAGUCCUUUUCAGCAAAAUGAAGCUGAGGAGUCUCCACAGGAUAAAGUAAAUUUUAAGAAAAAUCUGCAAGAUGUAGAAGAGUUUACAGACAUACCAUUGGGGGAGUCGGAGAGUUUAUCUGCCAAGGAUGGAAAGAAUAAUCUUUCAUCAAUGCCUUCAUCAGUGAUUAAAGAUGAUAGAUUAAAAGACUCUAUAAUAGUUGCAACUAUGAAUGGAGAGGAAAACACUUCUGCUACCCAACCUGUGUGUCAGGAUAUAAUGUUCAGUGAGCAGGGGGGCACUAAAAAUGAAGAUUCUAUUAGUGGACAUCUGAAUAUCAGUGAUGUUGAGAUAAGCUUUUUAGAAGAUGAAAAAAGAACAAAUGCUAUACAAGUACAAUUUUCUGAAAUUAAUCUUCACCCCCAGAAUGUAAAGUGCCAAAAUCCCAAAGCAGUUUUCGAAGUCAGUAGCAAUAGUGCUAUAAUAUGCCCUUCUCUGUGUUUCUCUGCAUCUGGAAAAACUUUGACUGAGAAAAACGACUGUGAAUCAUUGGUGGAUCUGAAUUUUACUCCUGGACCUAUGUUAGGUUCCAUGGAGGUGGUCCGAUCAAGACAGAAAACUCCAGCUGUUCUGGCAUUAUCAGAACAGGAGAAUACUGCAAGUUUGAUUCCUGUUGAGCAUGUUAAAGCAGACAAGACGCAUCAGAGCCUCUAUCCUCAGCUGUCUCACUUACAAACGUCUUGUCGGGCCUUUACUAAAGAACAGUUAAGGUUGUGGGAACCUGGUUCUUGGCUAGAAAAUGUAGAACACCAUUUGUUGCAGUUCAUGGCUCUUGCCCAUCAGGAAGGCCAUGAACUCUAUGAACUGCUGAUGAACUACUGGCGGUGUCGUAAGCAGCUCUGUCAAGCCCAGGCAGAGUUGCAAGCAACCAGUUCAGACUGUAAAAGUGCCCAGAAUCGCUUGUGGACCUUCCGGGAUGAGCAGCUUACCCUUCAAGGUGUGUGUGCUGACCAGACAAAAGUUUCUGGCUAUCAUCGUUUUCAGAAAGUGCUGCUUAAUGAAUCUGUAGUUUUGGAGAUAAAAAAACUUUUUGAAACAAAGGCAGAGUUGCUGCAUCAAACUCUUGCUUUACAUUCAUACACUGUGGUGCUGUCAAGACUUCAGAUAGAGUCUUUUCUGUAUCGACUGCUAAACAGCAUUCCACCGGCAAGGAAAGUGGCAAUAAAAGAUUAUCCUGCAGAAUACGCCGAUAUGGAGUCUCAUUCCUGUUCACUUCAACCCCUAAAGGAGAGUAUUAGUGUUUUGUUCUGCUUUACUCGACGGGUACUUGACGACUGCCAGUUCCAGGCAGACAUCCAUCUUUGGCUACAAAAACUGGUGGCUAUCUUACAAUGCAUCGGCUCAACGGGGGAUCAGUUAUUCCUUCUUAAUCACAUACUUCAUUGUCCUGCUGGAAUUGGAAAGUGGGCAGCACCUUUCCUUCAGAUAAAGGUUUUAAAUAACCCAUCUGGAGUUUACCAUUUCAUGCAGGCUCUGGCCAUACUUAUGUCUCCUGUGAAAAACCGUGAUGACUUUAUGUGUUACAUGAAGCCUACCAAGUUAAAAAAUGAGUCUGCUUCUAGUUUUGGAAAAGAAUCGGGCAACUGGACCCUUGUGGAUGAAGGAGGAGAGGAGGAUGAAGAUCCAGAAACAAGUUGGAUGCUGCUGGCAGAAGACGAUCUUAUUACUAUUUUCUGUCAGUUUCCAUUUGAUGAACUUUUCAAACAUUUACUAGGUAUUGGUUCAAAAGGUACUUACCAGCCUAAGGCAACAUCAAGCCAGAAAAUGCUGAAAAUCUUUGCUUUUGCUUCUAACCUUGUGGAAUUAUUGGCUGUCGGUCUAACCACAUACAACAGGGCUCGGUAUCGUCAGUUUGUCAAACGCAUUGGCCACAUGAUCAGAAUGACAUUAUGUUAUGUGAGUGACCACUGGGCCCAAUAUGUUAAUGGUGUUGACAUUUGCAAAGCAAUGCUGGAAGUCCAUUCCUUCUCCAUGGAAAAGCUACAAGUGGAAUUUGAUGAGCUUUUUCUGAAGGCUGUAUUACAUGUAUUGAAGGCAAAAAGACUUGGUAUUUGGCUUUUCAUGUCAGAAAUGCCAUAUGGAACUCUGUCAAGUGCGAUGCUGUGGAAAAUAUUUUACAUAAUGCAAUGCACAGAGAAUGACAACUUGGAAAUGCUAAGCACAAACCUGAAUCCUUGUGAUUGCAUCCAGAGACUGAAAGAUCCAGAGGAGCAGAGCAACUUUCAGUGUUGCCUGUCAGAAAUGAAUAGUUCAGAUGGAAUUUGUCUCCUUACCACCUUUGCUCACAUGGCUCAGCCAAAGCGAACUAGUGCAGAUGCUGAGUUUGUCAGAACCAUUGUACUUCAGAUUUAUGAGGUAUGUUAUGUGAGUCUGUCCACAAGAGAAACUUUUUCUAAGGUUGGAAAGGAGCUGCUUGCAGCAAUAGCAGUUGCUCAUCCACACAUCAUCUCGGUAUUGCUGGAGCAAGUUUGUAAAACAAUAGAAAAAGUAGGCAUGGUGUCAUUAUACUUGUUUAAGGAUCUACCUCUUUAUCUUUGGACACCAGCUGCAAGUGAAAUUGCUUUGAUUCGCCAGUGGCUGCUUGACUAUAAUCUUUCUGCUGUUGAGAAUAAGUUGGCAUGCAUAAUAUUAGAAGGUCUUAACUGGGGAGUUAAUGAACAGACUGGUGAUUUAGUUUUAGAUCCUUUGCUUCAUUCUGAGGUUGCCUUACUAGUGGUGGAAGCUUACCAGAAGUUCCUAACUGAUAAACCCUACAGUGGCAUUAUUUCAGAAAGCAUAAAACAGGUUUCCUACCUAGCAAGUGUGGUCCAGCUGAGUCAAAAUCCUGAAACAUCUUUUAACCAGUGGGCGUGGGAUCUUGUGCUGAGGUUGAAGCUGCAUUCAAAUGAUCGCUGGCCCCAGAAUGCUUGGUCCCCAAUUCCUUCUAUUUCAGCUGUACCGGAGAUUGCAGAAGCACCCUCUUUUCAUCCUUUACUUAAAGCAGUGAAGGCCAGAAUUCCUAUUGGUUGUUACCUUGCCUUAAACAUGACAUCACUUGGGCACAGUUUAGAUCAGUUUUGUCAAGAAGGUGUUGGACUACUGAAAGUACUGGUCCAGUCACGAUACUUGAGAUAUGUGGUGCACGUUCUGAAGAACCUUCUGCCACUUGCCUAUCCCUGCCAGUACUACCUUCUUAAGAGUGAAGAGUUUCUGAGCACCAUUCAUCUCUUUCUCCACAUCGACAGUGGGACACAAGGAAUGACACAACAGGUUACACACAAAGUAACCCAACAUUUGACAAAAUCUAGCUGUGGUGAAAACAUUAAAUAUCUUAACAGUGUCAUCCAGGCUCAUGUAUCUGAGAGUAGCCUUUCUGGACGCGUUGGCCCGGCAGCUGUCCUAGAGUUUUGGGCACAGAUUCUAACUGAUCAACAUGGUUGGCAUAGAGACAAAACAUUUCUAUAUCUUUUAGACCACCUAUGUAGAGCUGCCUUUUUAUACCAGCAAGAAGAAUGUCUGCAUAAACUGUUAUAUCAACAGCAUAAGAAUGCUUUGGGGUAUCAUGGGGACAGAGGGCUUUUUUCUUCUGUAAUAAACUGGAUAUGGGCAGGAAAUGUAACGCCGUCUUUCAUUGAAGGAAGUUAUCUGUCUGCUGAGGUUUGGUUCUCCUGGAUAGUUCUGAACAUGGAAUCUAUAUUUGAAGAAGAUUCCCAGCUUCGUCACUGUAUGGAGCAGGAAUUGUUAGCAAAUUCCUGUAUAACACCUGAUCAUGCUCUUAAGAAAGCACAGAGUCGACUGAAGCUACCCAUUGUCCCAUCUCUUUCAAGACUUAUGAUUUAUCGCUGGGCACACCAGGCCUUGGCAACACCUGCUGAUCAUCCACUGCUUCCUUUGAUAUGGCAAAGAUUUUUUCAGCUCUAUUUACGCCAGCCUGGACCAGAAUUUGGAUUGGAAGCCAAAGGUUGCAUUGGUAGACGUUACUUCCACAGCUCAGCCCAUCUGAACUUGCUGAAAGAUAUGAGACAUCGUCUGACAGAAGUAGCUGAUUUUCAUCAUGCAGCCAGUAAAGCACUGAAAGUGCACAGAGACCUGGAACACAGUGAUGAGGAAAGAAACUUAGAGACACCAACAAGAGAACAUAUGACCUCUCCACAGUUGCAUGAGGAACUUGUUCGUCUUUUCCAAGUGUUUUCCAUUUGGCUCGGAGAUGACAACCUACAGAGGCAGGAAGUAUACUUGCCUUCCUUACCAAAGCAGUAUGAUGCACACAGGUUGGCCAAAGUAAUGCAAAAACAGGACCUGUGGAUUGAAUAUAUCGACAUCAAAAGAGUACAGCAUGAACUAAAAGAGCUUCUUAGUGUUUGGACUAAUGGUUGCCUUGAGCCAGCAUUUGUUCAUAAUAACAGUGUUUCUAUCUUUACUGACUUUAUUAACCCUCAAGCAGCACAAGAGCGAAUUCUGACAAAUCUAAAGAAGCAUGAUUGCUCACAGCCGCCAUUACCUUUGGUACCAAUGAGAGCUCCUGUCCAAAAUAUAUCCAUUUCAAUGAUGUCUGAUGAAAAAGCACUGAGAAAACUUGUACACCAGAAUCUGACUACACUGCAACAACAGGCCAAAUUGGCAACUUUAUGGGAGUUCCAGCAGGUAGCACUAGAUAGUGAGUUGUUGGACACCCUACCUCAGUUAUAUAGUAACCGAGAAGAACAGCUCUCUGUACAGUUGGAGUGCCAUGGAAGUGGUGGACGGUCUUGUCAGGGCUCUGCUAUUGUUAAUGCCAAGUUUGAAGGCAUGCAUAAGCAUGAAGCAGUCCAGAACCAGAUUCAGAGUCUUAAACGUGACAUUAAACUGCUUCAGGCAGAUGCUACAAAACCUCCUCCUCAAAGUGUUGCUGAGGCAGCUGUGCAUGUGGAAAAUUUAAUCACUACCCUCGUAAACACAUACAAACUCCAGUACACUGCUUUGUUGCAAAAAGUUGGAAUUUCUACGUUUUACCAGGUGGUUUCCUUUGUGUGUGAUGACACCCAGCGGCAUCCACCAACAAGACAAUUUUUUUCCUUCUGCAUUGAGAUGCUGGGACAGGUAUUUAUUCGAGAUACUGCCUUUGAAUGCAAGAAAAUGUUGGCAACCAUCCUUUGCAGCAGACAUCUGUGCAAUCUCUUGUCUCCUUACUUUACCCCAAAUGCAUGUCCUUCAGAUUUUGUUUCCCUUUAUGAUGAAGUAGUACAAGCACUUUGCUCAGACAGUAAUGAUGUAAUAUUCAUGCUUCUAACUAAGUUUGAUUUGGAGAACUGGUUGACAUCUAGUCAGCCUCCUUUUACAGAACGAUCUAGGCUGAUGGAACUUAUACACCAAGCACUGAUUGUAUGUGGCCUGAAACCUGAAGAAGAUGUUUUAAUGCCUUUUAAUAUCUUCUGCAAACACUGGGUUAAACUUCUGCGCUUCCAAUUUCCAGAUCACUACAGUGAUUUUCUACGACUUUUAAUGCAAAGUUCUGCUGAACAAUUGAUAAGUCCUGAUGUCUGGAAGUCAUCUCUAACUGCAAUAGGAUGUUGUACCUUGACAAAAUAUAAAUCAUCGAAGAGUCCUUUGCCUCUUCAGAAGGAUUCAAGGAAUAUUCUUUCUUCUCAACAGAUUAAAGAGACAAUUGAAUGGCUUUCAGACUUUCUUUUAAAUUUGCGCCUAUCUAAUGCUGAUUUUCGCAGCUUUAGUCUUUUUUCCAAAUGGGGACCAUACAUGGAAGAAGUUAAAACUUUUUGGUUCUACUUGAUAAAACAACUUAUUGAAAUGACAUUUACUGAUGUAUCCAAGGAGCCAGUGGGAAGCAGCCUUAUUUUGCAAACGAUUAGAACUUUGCAUAACAAGAUUGUUGGACUUUUUCAACCAUGGAUCCUAGUUCUUGAUACUGGAGAUGCAAACAAUCCCCGCUGUUAUCCAUGGAUGGAGACUGACUCUGCUGUUGCUGCUAGUAUGGUUACAUUGUUUACUGAAUUAAUUGAUAUGUUGCAUGGAAAGUUUAAAGACAAGUUGCUUCCUGGACAGCAAGGGACAAUGUGGCUUCAUCUUAUGCAUUACUGUGAGACAUGUACUGCAUCGAAAAUGCCAGAGUACAUCCUUUACACCUACCAUAAAAUAUACAGCAAACUGCAAUGGAAAGACUUGCACCCUGAUCAAGCUCUGAUGGAGCAAUUCUUCAAAGUGGAAAGAGGUAGUCCAAAAAGUUGUUUUCUGUUCUUGGGAACAGUUCUGUGUGAGGUGAACUGGGUGAGUGUUUUGAGAGAUGCCUUAAAUCCCCAUCCCUGUCCAGACUCCCAGUUGAUGGUUGUCUACCUGCUGUAUUUAAUGAUCUUCUUGGCCAAGGAGGAUGAACUAAUUUCCAAGCCCGAGUCCCCUCUUCUAAGCCUGCUAGGCCAGUCCACAUCUAUUCCGUGGAAUUAUGUAGACAUUGCUUCCUAUCAGAACAUCCUAGGCUAUGUUAAUAGCCAUUACCCACCAGCAAUUAUCAUCAAAAAAGAUUCUUCCUCUGAACUGACUGUGAAAUUACUAAGAAUGGCAGCUGGUUUUGAUGCUGGAGAGAAAAUACCUCAUCAGCAUAUGACUCUGAAAUGUCAAGCAUUUUUGCACCUUGUGGUUGAAUUCUUAUGUGCCUUGGACCAGAGUGGAAGCAUCAGCCUUGUGGCCCUGGAUAAAGAAAUGGAAAACCUGCUAGAAAAUAUGAUAUUAUUUAAUCCACCAGAGACAGACCUUCAGCAACGACACAUGGCAAUAUGUGGUCUGUUUUCAGAAAUAUUAAAGCUACUGAAUACUGCCAGCAUAUCCACAUCUGAGGCUCUACAGAACAGUCUAAGGAAGUGGGUGGAGAGGAAAGCCCGGUCACCAUUGGUUAUGCCUCUUCUUACAGCGGCCUGCCGUAGCCUUGCCUCUGUUCAGCAUAUGGCUCACAUCACUGAAGCGUGCAUUUUUGCCUAUUUUACAGAUGCUACUUGCCAUGAUCAGUACUCGGGUUGGGGUUCUAUCCUUGUUUCUCUUCAAGUGCCAGAACUAACAGCAGAGGAAUUCUUGAAGCAGUGCCUCACUUUGGGAAGCUACUUGACUCUGUAUGUCUAUAUCCUGCAACUCCUUAAUCUAGAGCAGACUUUGAUCUGUGAAAAGAGAUGUCUUAUUCUACUAAGAACCUGGAUGGAAGAAGUGUUUCCCAGUAAUGCUUCAGAUGAAAGCAAGCUGUUCUUGUGGUGGCAUAAAGCUCUAGAACUGGUAUUGAUACAAGCCGAACAACCUGAUGUUUGUGGACUGCGUCAUCUGCUGCAGACUCUUCUUGCACUGCAGACUCGGCUCAGUCUUUUGGGGGAGGAGAGACUCGCAUCUGGAAUUCUUGGAGCCAUAGGCCUUGGGCGAAAGUCCCCACUGUCCAGCAGAUUUCGAGUGGUGGCCCGAAGCAUGUCUACAUUCCUAUUAGUACAGGUCCCUUCAGAAGAGAGACUACGACUUCAGCCAGGAACUGAUUUACAGCUUACAUCAAAAGCACAGCAGGCACUGGAUGUUUUGGAAUCAAUGCCUUCAAAUAAGCAGUAUGCUGAUUUUCAACAAUCAAUCAGUCACGCCACCCAAUUUAUUAGACAUCCUGGCCACUGUUUACAGGAUGGUACUCGACUUCUGGCCCUGCUUAUUAACUCACUAUAUCCGGAUAUUUACUAUCUCAAUAUAAUACGAUAGCUAAAAUGGCUUCUUGUAUAGACAAGCACUUUUAAUUGAAUUGAUAAACUUCUUUAAAAACAGUGUUUGAGUUAAAGAAGCCUAGCAGAAGCACUUGUGGUUUUGUUUGUUUUUUUUAUAUGUACAUAAAGAUUGUUGCCCUUGUUGAACAUCAUUUCCUCUUUCUGGAAAAAAAAUGUUAUGGUCUAUUGCACAGGUUUUAGAUAUGCUUGGUUUUUACCGCACAUCUAAAACUUAGUAAUUGAGAACUGACUUUUUUGCCACACAUGAUUUACAGCUUCUGGUGAAUUUCUUUAAAGAUUGCUAUUCUUACUCACUUGUUUUAAUGUUCACGAUAAGCAGUAUUCAGUUAUCUGUUUUUAUGUUUGAACCUAAGCUUUAUUAUAAAUUUUCAAUCACUGAGUGGCAAUAUAUUCUUACUACGUUAGAAUAACAAAUUCACUUUAUAUUGUAAAAUAUUAAAGUAUACAGCUCAAAAAUGAAAAACUGAGAUGCAAUGACCAAUUUUGUGAAUGGCAAGCACCCAAACUUUGCUCAGUUACAACAGUGGUUUUGCAAUCCUGUACACCAACUGUAAGUUUAAUAAUUCCUUUCCUGUGUUUUAACAAAUUACUGUGCUUUCAGACUGUUUUCAUAUAAGACUAAAUGAUGUGAAACACUAUUUAUAAUAGUACUUGUAAUGGGGUUGGAGCAGGAAGAAUAUACAGAAGAAAGUGCAUAAUCAUCAACACUAUAGCAGUUGUCAGGAAUAAAAUAUAUAAUUAAAAUUAUUCAUUUUGACAUUUGCUAGUUUUUCUUUGCUGCAAGAAGCUUUAUGUUUGCAAUCCUUGCAACGUUUUGAAAAUUACAUUUUUACUGUCUCAUUUAGUACAGUAUGGCCUCUAAAAUGUAUUCCUGACAAAAGUUUUGCUCCUUUACAGUUGAAUGGUAUUUACUGCUUUUUCAAAAAUUAGGUAGGUUUUUCAUUUUCUGAAUGGUUAUUUUAUUGUGGAGGGUGUAGUGCAUUGGCAACAUUUAGUGGAUUUGCUUUUAGAAAUUUUAAAGUUGGUUUCAUGAGCUAAUAUUUCACUUGAGUACAGUAUUGUUGUCAAAGUUAUAUGUUUAAAUACUGAAAUAAGAGAUUGGCAGAUCUGACUUCAUUUUUAAAAAUGUAUAACAGACAAUCAGGAGGCAAACAAAGAUAGAGUUCAUUGAAUCUGUAUGUGAUUUAAUCUAGAUUGGAAUCUUAAGGGUUGUUAAACGAGCAGUAUUAUCUGUUUAAAUGAAUCUAAUAAAAAAUAUAUAAUUUAUAUAAAAUAAGUUAUUGGGGGAGUGAGACAGCUUGGUUUAUUUAUUGAAGGAGAUUUUUUAAUGUGGCAUCUUUAAUCAGGCCUUUGUUUAUUUCCUAGAAUUUUCACCUAAUAAAAAAGCUUUAUGCUAGUCCUUUAGGUUUCACAAUCACUUAUUCACAUAUAAUUUAAUAAAAAAAAACAGCUUAAACAAGAAUGAAAUCAUUCUUUUCACUGGUCACUGCUUUUUCAUGUGUUUAUAGGUGAUACACAAAACCUGUUUUCAUAAAUGUCAUUUGUGUAAAAGUGAAAAAUAUAUAAACUGUUUUGUAUUUUUUUGUUUCUUUUGUGAAUUUGAUUUAAUGAUCAUUCCAGAAAAAAACUUUUAAAUAAGUGUCUGAUGAUGUGAAAAAAAUUAUAGUGUGUAAAAAGUCUGUUAACAUCUCCUAAAAGUGAUGGAAAAGUAAGAAUCCUUUUUAUGAUUUAUGCAUAAUCUGUUCUCAUGAUAGGCCUUGCUUUUCAGGUUCUCUAGUUUAUUUUAAUUUGACUUUCUGCAAACAUAACAUUUAAAGUAGACAGAAUUAACACUGAGCUAAUGAAAAUCUUGAUAUGUGCAUGUAUCAAUUUUUAUAUAUGUAAUUCAUUUUUGUUUUAAGUAAUACAAUGUUACUAUCAAAAUACUCAGUAAUCUAAUAUCAAAGUUAAAAUGUGGCUUGUCUUAUAAAAAGAAAUUUAGUACCUGACCUACCAGCACCAUUCUGAGGACUACUAAUUCAAGGUUUGAAACUUUUUUCCUUCAAAGCUUUAUAUGUUAAUGUUGCAUUUUGCCAAAAGCAUUGAACAGUACAAAUCAUCAGAGGGCAUAUUCAUAAAUUACUGAACCAUUUAAUGCACUGAUAAAGCAAAAAGAUUUUUUUUAUUACGUAUUGUUUGCAAUUAAUGUUUUUGCCAUUCAGAAAUGAGACUUGAUUAUACCCAGUUUUUGUAUACUUUUAGUAUAAAUUAUUGUGCUCUGUUUAUGAACAGAUAUUCUGAAAAAUUAGCAUUUGAAGUUAAAACUGGUACUGCUUAUGUCAGCAGUUAAUUGCACAUAAUAUAGAUGCAGUUUAUUGCUGUGUCACACAAUCUGUUUUUUGUGCCAUUCUAGUGUGUUGAACUUGUCUACAUUUUAUUGUAAUUAUCCUUCAAACACCUGGUCAUUUGAAUAUGUGUGGAAGAAGAUUUUCACAUUAUUUGAUGAUCAAAUUAUGUGUUAUAUAAUUAAAAUAACUCUGGUUGCA
Erpetoichthys calabaricus (reedfish) is the source of this 10967-nucleotide messenger RNA. It is a transcript of the gene epg5, whose product is annotated as ectopic P-granules autophagy protein 5 homolog (C. elegans). NCBI's taxonomy places the organism in Eukaryota, Metazoa, Chordata, Cladistia, Polypteriformes, Polypteridae. Gene Ontology annotation, biological process: autophagosome maturation. The record is from RefSeq and is a predicted model, not a curated record. The transcript has 45 exons. Bases 566 to 8419 code for a protein of 2617 amino acids. Gene Ontology annotation, cellular component: cytoplasm.